Messenger RNA from Aureobasidium uvarum, 957 nucleotides. Lineage: Eukaryota; Fungi; Ascomycota; Dothideomycetes; Dothideales; Saccotheciaceae. The record is from the annotation of a GenBank genome assembly.
AUGAAUUACAACACACCCCAACUACCUGUGGAGAUUGUGGACCACAUUAUACGAUCCACGAUACCUGAUACGAAUCACUUAGCAUACCCGGCAUCAGAUCUCACCACCAAGACGUUGCUAGCCUACCUCACAGUCUCAAAAGCUGCUAGUCAAACUGCAAGGUCCUUGCUAUACAUCCAUUGCCUUUACAUUGACACACCGUGGCGUCUGGAUUUACUUCUCAGAAGAUCAAGCUUGCGUGCUUCAGUUUCCACCAUUCAAAGACUGUAUCUCUCGCCAUUCCCUGGACGCACCAUCCGUGUGCGAAAGGUCGUCAAUCAAAUCGCAGAGCUCUUUACCAUACUUAGUUCCAAUCUCAAGCGUCUGGUUGUCGAUAUGCCACUCCGCUCUCAUUACCCUGAGGAAGAUGUGACUGAUCAAUUGCGGCCAAUUCUUCGAAAAGGGUUCGAGCAGCUGGUACAUCUCGAAGAAUUUUGCAGCAUAAGAGAUGAGCUCUAUCUUGCGUGCCAUGUCCGAGCACUAUCUCCAGAAGUUCAAGCUGAGUUCAUCAAUGGCUUUGUGUUUCAAAAGUGGACGAAGUUGCGUCGUCUUGCGCUGUAUAAUCAGAUGCUCGACUCUGAGUUCAGAACAGCGCUUGCAAACAUGCCAAAUUUGGACACAGUGGUCCUAUCACGACCAGACUACGACUAUGACUUUCGGCUAAAUGAAGUGAUCGCUCGAUUCGAGGACCACGUCAAAGUCGUAAUUGUAGACGCUACAGACGACGCAGCUCAGGCCGGAAUGCGGAAGUUGUCGACGGAUACAGACUCGCCUCAGGACACACUAUCUAAUGCUUGGAAGCUCGAGUUUUUGAUUCGCAAGAACCAGGAUUCAAUCUCUGCUGUGCAAGAAUGGUCUUUGCAACGCAUGCUAGAAGGGGAAUUGUGGACUUUGCCUGAGCACUGUGAUUUCACCUGA